AUACAAUAGCAUCUGCAUUCAAAAUGACGAUAGAACACCUCACAACCCCACCAGGCAAGACGGACCUAGCAUACGUCCUACCCUGCUUCACCGGCGAGCUAUGGACCAUCCCCACCUCAAAUAGCACCAUGCGUCUACUCGUCACAGGCAAAGAAACAGACAACGCCUUCGCCGUUGUAGGGACAGGUGGUACAUACGAUAAACCCAUCGGCUUCCACUACCACCGCGAAGCCCACGACGUCUUCCUCUGCCUCAAAGGCAAGAUCAACGUCUGGGCCAACGACCAAGCCAGGAGUCUCGGCCCGGGAGACUUUGCUUCGGUUCCUCCUGGUACGAUCCAUCAAUACCAAAUCGACAGCGCGCACACCGAGUUCAUCGGCCUGAUCAUCCCCGGCGGCUGGGAAGAAUUCUUCCGCUUCAUCGGCGAGCCGUACGCGGGACCGCUCUUCCCCACCAACGACCGGCGCGACCCCUUCGAGGUCCUGAUCCCGAAACUCAUGGCCGCGACCGAGAAAUUCGACAUGAUCCCCGUCCGCGAGAAAGCGCAGUUCGAUCCGCAGCCCUGGGACGGGACUGAGACGCGUCUGCCGGGGAAGUGCGAGACUGGAGGCUACUUUUUGAGGGUGGGGGCGGGCGAGAAGUUUGUGGUGGGGGGGACGGUUGUGAGGGCCUUGGCGAGGAGGGAGGAGACGGGUGGGAGGUUUUCGAUUUAUGAGGUGGGUGCGAGUGAGAUUCAUAGGGGGAAGGGGGUCGGUAGGAAGUUGGAGUUUAGGGAUACGCAUCAUGCUAUUUAUACGGUGGAGGGGGUGCUUAGGUUGAGUAUUGAUGGGAGUGAGGUUAGUACGACGGCGGGGGAGACGACCUUUGUACCGGCGGGUACGAAGUGGAGUUUUGAGGCUGGGAGUGGGUAUGCAAGGGCGUAUGUUUUUGCGAAUGGUGGUGGCAUUGGUGAGGUGUUGACGAGUGUGGGGAGUAAGUAUGAGUUUCCGGGUGUGCCGGCGGAGGCGGAGAGUUGGGAUGAGAGUAAAUUGAAGGGAUUGGAGACUGAGUUGAAGUAUGUUGUUAUAUAGGUAGAAGAAGAAAAUGUAUCUCUGUAUCGUUGCC
Mollisia scopiformis is the source of this 1104-nucleotide messenger RNA. RefSeq names its product RmlC-like cupin. Bases 24 to 1070 code for a protein of 348 amino acids. Lineage: Eukaryota; Fungi; Ascomycota; Leotiomycetes; Helotiales; Mollisiaceae. Gene Ontology annotation, biological process: regulation of DNA-templated transcription. The transcript is spliced from 2 exons. The record is from RefSeq and is a predicted model, not a curated record.